Molecule: messenger RNA, 1422 nt
Organism: Acipenser ruthenus (sterlet)
Lineage: Eukaryota; Metazoa; Chordata; Actinopteri; Acipenseriformes; Acipenseridae
Gene: ntan1
Product: N-terminal asparagine amidase
Exons: 10
Coding region: 85-1017 (310 amino acids)
Biological process (GO): ubiquitin-dependent protein catabolic process
Cellular component (GO): nucleus
Molecular function (GO): protein-N-terminal asparagine amidohydrolase activity
Source: RefSeq, a predicted model, not a curated record
UUAUGCAGGCGGGGCUAGCUGGAGUAUCAGGAACUGUUUGUGGAAAAACCGGGGUUCUCGCAGUAUUUCAUGAAAUAGAUAUUAAUGAAAAUGCCUCUUUUCAUCAACAACGAAAAAGUUCAGCUUUUUAAUACCACUGUCAAGUUAUUUAGAAGCUAUCCUCUACUGAAGGACAGUGCUAAGGUAUUCCGCGACAGGCUGCCAGAGACUGCUGUUGACACAAAAUGCCUUCUGUACGUUAAGCAGAGGGAGUUUGCUGCCACGACCCCGUCUGACUGUUCUGUCACUGUGAUCGGAUCUGAUGAUGCCACAACCUGCCACAUAGUGGUGCUCCGACACACAGGAAGUGGAGCGACGUGCCUGGCCCACUGUGACGGUUCCAGCACGUGGAGUGAAGUGCCCUUGAUCGUCAAGGCGGUGAGGUCGUUAACGAAGAGCGCAGAGGAGGGAAGACUGGAGUUGCACCUUUUCGGGGGUUUUGAUGAUGAAAGGCACAAUUCCCACAAGCUCAGCCUUAACCUCCUAGCAGCUUUCAACAAGCAGAAUGAAGAUAUUCACUUGGAAACGUGCUGCAUCACUGAGCUGAAUGACAUUGUGGUGGAAGGAAUUCACAGGCCCGUGGUGUAUGGGAUAGGGGUGAAUGUGAAAACGGGGGAGGUGUUCCCGGCUACCUUUUCACUCAGAGGUCCAGAGGAUGAUCUGCGGUCAGCCAGGACCUUCACUGGAGGACAGAUGGCUGAUGUCUACGAUUCUAGUAGAGAGCUGGUGACGAUUGGACCGUGCAAGUGGUCUCCGAACCUGGACAUUGACUUCUGGCUGGCACAGGAUGAUGAGACGAUAUUGCAGUACAUGUCCACGUCUCCUCAAGUGGAGCCCCCUCACUUCGUUUCCCACAUGAAAGCCACGAUACAAUUCCUCCUGGAGAACCCCAAUUCUGAGGCUCUUUUCCCAGGGGGAGCACCCCGAUUCUACCAGAGGACCUCUGAGGGAGUGUGGGAGAGGCAAGCCGCCUGCUAGCAUCAGUAGGAACCUUCUCAAGAGGCCUCGGAUGGAGGAUGCAUUAUGGUAUCCACUCGCUGCAGUUUGAAUUUCUAUUUAAUCACACACGAUGAUGCUUGCGAACACAUUGUGUAACUAAGCUUGUAACAAAACCCGGACUGAACAAACUCCAAUGCUGGACUUUUUUUUUUUUUUCCAAGAUGACCACCAAACAAACCUUUCCACCUUUCCAGGAGUCUGCGCCAGGAUUUCCAAGGCAAAGAUUGUUUUAUUUAUUUUUAUUAAUUGGAAGGUUUGGCUAUCUUUGUGUGGAAAGGUUCCUCAGUACAUUCUAAUGAGCAGUGCAAACUGUGAGGACAGACAGUAUACAGGUUGACAAAUUGAAAAUGAACAGGGAAUAAAAUAGCACGUAUCAGUUUUGUA